Molecule: messenger RNA, 844 nt
Organism: Gossypium raimondii (Peruvian cotton)
Lineage: Eukaryota; Viridiplantae; Streptophyta; Magnoliopsida; Malvales; Malvaceae
Product: cytochrome b5
Exons: 4
Coding region: 184-588 (134 amino acids)
Cellular component (GO): intracellular membrane-bounded organelle; membrane
Molecular function (GO): heme binding
Source: RefSeq, a predicted model, not a curated record
AUAAGUAGAAGCGAAGAUCCACACUUUCUUUUGAGUUGGCAAUUAGCACUGUCCGUUUGACGCAAAAAAAACACAAAGACAGUGAGGGGCGUAAGCUAAAGCCUUUUCUCCCUUUUCAUCAUCUAAUCGGCGGUGGGGUUUUGAAAUUUUUGGUGUUUUUCUUUGGUUGGCAGCGUUGAAGGAAUGGCUUCAGAUCCUAAAGUGCACAUUUUCGAGGAGGUUGCCAACCACAACAAAACCAAAGAUUGUUGGCUGAUUAUUUCUGGGAAGGUUUAUGAUGUAACUCCGUUCAUGGAUGAUCAUCCUGGAGGUGAUGAAGUUUUGCUGUCAGCUACUGGGAAGGAUGCCACCGAUGAUUUUGAAGAUGUGGGUCACAGUGAUUCAGCAAGAGAAAUGAUGGAAAAAUACUAUAUUGGUGAGAUUGAUCCAAAAACUGUCCCGGCAAAGCGCACUUACAUUCCACCACAGCAAACGCCUUACAAUCCCGAUAAGACCCCUGAGUUUGUCAUCAAGAUCCUACAAUUUCUUGUUCCCCUCUUGAUACUGGGCUUGGCUAUUGCGGUACGUCACUAUACCAAGAAAGAGUAGCUUAUUACUAUACAGGACUUUACCUGUUACGAGGGAAGAAUCAGUGUGUCUCAUCUGUUAGUUGAAAUAGCACAGUCAUAUCUUUUGUUUAAUUUCCUUUUAGCAUUUGUGUGUCGAACUAAAUACCUGUUGAUGAUAUGCUCCAUUGUCAAAAGACAAUAUAUUUGAGCAUAUUUGAGCCCCCAUUUAAGUUAGCAGGGAAACCAGACAAUGUUUAAUAUUGUUGGAAUUUAAAAGCAGGAGCAUGUUUUUAUAA